AGAAGCACGUCACUUCCUGUUUCUUUAGGGGAACGUGGCUUUCCCCGCAGCGCCCUUCCCUCCAUCUGCGUCUCUGCCGCGGCGGCCGGAGCUGGAGACGGAGCCCGAGCGCAGCCUCGCGAUGGACUCGGCCGCCAGCGAGCCACACAACGGCAGCACGGAGACCCCUAGCCCGGCCAACGGCACGGCGCGACCGCCGUCCACGCCCGAGGGCAUAGCGCUGGCCUACGGCAGCCUCCUGCUCAUGGCGCUGCUGCCCAUCUUCUUCGGCGCCCUGCGCUCGGUGCGCUGCGCCCGCGGCAAGAAUUCCUCGGAGAUGCCUGAAACCAUCACCAGCCGGGAUGCUGCCCGCUUCCCCAUCAUCGCCAGCUGCACACUCUUGGGGCUAUAUCUCUUUUUCAAAAUAUUCUCCCAGGAAUACAUCAACCUCUUGCUGUCCAUGUAUUUCUUCGUGCUGGGAAUCCUGGCCCUGUCCCACACCAUCAGCCCCCUCAUGAAUAAGUUUUUUCCAGCCAGCUUCCCAAACCGACAGUAUCAGCUGCUCUUCACUCAGGGCUCUGGGGAAAACAAGGAAGAUAUUGUCAACUAUGAGUUUGACACUAAGGACCUGAUAUGCCUGGGCCUAAGCAGCAUUGUUGGUGUGUGGUAUCUGCUGAGGAAGCACUGGAUUGCCAACAACCUGUUUGGCCUGGCCUUCUCCCUCAAUGGAGUGGAGCUCCUGCACCUGAACAACGUCAGCACUGGCUGCAUCCUGCUGGGUGGACUCUUCAUCUACGAUGUCUUCUGGGUAUUUGGUACCAAUGUGAUGGUGACGGUGGCCAAGUCAUUUGAAGCACCAAUAAAAUUGGUGUUUCCCCAGGAUCUGCUGGAGAAGGGCCUGGAGGCAGACAACUUCGCCAUGCUAGGACUCGGAGAUAUUGUCAUUCCAGGGAUCUUCAUUGCCUUGCUGCUGCGUUUUGAUAUCAGCUUGAAGAAGAACACUCACACCUACUUCUACACCAGCUUCGCUGCCUACAUCUUUGGCCUGGGCCUUACCAUCUCCAUUAUGCAUAUCUUCAAGCAUGCCCAGCCUGCCCUCCUGUACCUGGUCCCUGCCUGCAUCGGCUUUCCCAUCCUGGUGGCGCUGGCCAAGGGAGAAGUGACAGAGAUGUUCAGCUACGAGUCCUCGGCGGAAAUCCUGCCUCAUACCCCGAGGCUCACCCACUUCCCCACAGUCUCGGGCUCCCCUGCCAGCCUGGCCAACUCCAUGCAGCAGAAGCUAGCUGGCCCUCGUCGCCGGCGCCCGCAGAAUCACAGCACCAUUUAUGAGGAGUCAAACCCUAAGGAUCCAGCAGCUGUGACAGAAUCCAAAGAGGGAACGGAGGCGUCAGCGUCAAAGAGGCUGGAGAAGAAGGAGAAAUGAAGCGGCUGGCGACUGACCCCCUGAGGGCCAGACCAGACAGGUCGGGGACAGAUUGACAAGUGACUUGGGCAAAGGACAUCCUCAGGAGGUGAAGGCAGCUCCAGGACGGGUGGGCAACAGAAUCCCUCCAGCCCAGCCCCAUCCCAUGGCCUGCUUCCCUUUCCCGUGUGUGUAUGUGAGUGUGUGUCUGUGUGUGUGUCCUUCCUCUGCUUCUCCCCACCCCUGCAGGCAAAGGAAGCCCCCAGCAACCUCCCUCCCCAGGAGCCAAGUCGGAACUGGGUGUGAUUUUUAGAUUUUUGUAUUGUGAACUGUCUUUGCCUCACAUUAAAAACUCAUCCCAUGGC
Molecule: messenger RNA, 1746 nt
Organism: Dipodomys spectabilis (banner-tailed kangaroo rat)
Lineage: Eukaryota; Metazoa; Chordata; Mammalia; Rodentia; Heteromyidae
Gene: Hm13
Product: histocompatibility minor 13
Exons: 13
Coding region: 122-1402 (426 amino acids)
Biological process (GO): membrane protein proteolysis
Cellular component (GO): membrane; cytoplasmic side of endoplasmic reticulum membrane; lumenal side of endoplasmic reticulum membrane
Molecular function (GO): aspartic endopeptidase activity, intramembrane cleaving
Source: RefSeq, a predicted model, not a curated record